AUGCAGAACAACCAAAAGGCGGCGCGAGAGGCGCGCCGCUUCCUGGACUCGCACGUCCGCAGCGACUGGUCGUACCCCGACGUACCGCCGCCGCGAUCCGGCUCCGACGAAGAAAUCCGGGAUGUGGAGGAGUUCCGCGAACGGUACUACGGGAGCUCCGCAUCCGAUGCGACCUUCUUGGCCCCUUUGCCGCAUGCGAAUCCAUAUAAAUUCGAGUCUCCCGAGAGCGUAGGCGAUGCGGUGGAGCGGCGGCGGCGGGCGCGGAGACGGAAACUGCGAGUCAGGCAGCAGGAAGAGAUGGCUUGGAACGAGGGCAUGAAGGUGUUCAUUGAGAGACAGGAGGUCUGGACGGGAGCGGCAACGGUGCGGAGACACCGGGCCAGGCUUCCGCACGAAGGAGCACAAUCUACGGGGGGUCCGGGUCCGCCUGAUGGUUCAGCUUCGCUGGAUGGGAGCCAAGGCCAGCACCAUACUGGGGAUGAUACCUCAGACGAAUCCGUCGUCUCGCUCGCUCCUCUGGCGCCACGUCUCCUCGCCGACAAUCCGAUUCGCACCUCUAUCAGGCCUUCGGUCUAUCAGGACAUCUACGCCAACAUUGUAGUGCGCGGGCGGCCGCCCAGCGUGCCGGUAAACCUCUCGGACAUGACGCGGGCAUUAGUACAGGGCUGGAAGGGAGCGGGAGAGUGGCCUCCAAAGGCGAAUCCAAUCGAUCCGCUGCCUGGCGGCCGUAGGAAGGCCGGAGUUGGGGCAGCGGGUAGUUCUUCAAGAGGAGGAACGGGAGCAGGCAAGGGAGAAGGGGUUGCGGGUGAGGGACAGUUUCUCAGCCAUCACCCGCAUGUGAAGAAGGGGGUGGAUUCGGUGAAGAGGAUGUUGCAUCUCAAUGGACUGGGACACCAUCAUCAUCAUGGGCAUCAGGAGGGUGGGGAG
Molecule: messenger RNA, 927 nt
Organism: Westerdykella ornata
Lineage: Eukaryota; Fungi; Ascomycota; Dothideomycetes; Pleosporales; Sporormiaceae
Exons: 3
Source: RefSeq, a predicted model, not a curated record